AUGUCUUCUCACAAAGCACGAAGAGUAAUUGAUCAGAUUCGUGACCGUUCCUACGAAGAAACGCUUAUGAUACUUAAAUUUAUGCCCUAUCAAGCAACUUAUCCGAUUUUGAAAUUAGUUUCUUCUGCAGCAACAAAUGCUAUUCAGAGUCGAGGUUUUAAUAAAGCCAAUUUAGUGAUUAGUCAAGCAAAAGUCAAUCAGGGACCUACGGGGAAAAAAAGAAGACCUCGGGCUCGAGGACGAAAUUGUUUAAUAAAAAAACAAACCUGUCAUAUAACAAUUGUAUUAAAAGAUACAUCUUUACUACCAAGAGAAACAAGAGACUACCAAGAGAAACAAGAGGACUUUUCUAUUAGGACAUUUUAG
Molecule: messenger RNA, 366 nt
Organism: Dipodomys spectabilis (banner-tailed kangaroo rat)
Lineage: Eukaryota; Metazoa; Chordata; Mammalia; Rodentia; Heteromyidae
Product: 50S ribosomal protein L22, chloroplastic-like
Exons: 1
Coding region: 1-366 (121 amino acids)
Biological process (GO): ribosome assembly; translation
Cellular component (GO): ribosome; large ribosomal subunit
Molecular function (GO): structural constituent of ribosome
Source: RefSeq, a predicted model, not a curated record